AUGGCACAUGGAGCAGCAGCAUCAGGCGGCGCCGCCUCCGCCGCCGCGCGGGCGAGCAGAGGCGCGCCGGGGACGUGGAGGCGGGUGCGGAGGGCGGCGCGGGAGGCGGCGGCGCACGCGCUGCUGCUCUGCUUCACCACCCUCCUCGCCCUCAAGCUCGACGGCGUUCUCUUCUCCCGCUCCUGGUGGGUGCUUUUCAUUCCUCUGUGGUUAUUCCAUGCUGCCGUUGUUCGGUAUAGAUUCUCAUUGCCUGCUCCUUCGUUGCUUCAAAAUUACCAGCGGAUUCCAUGCCAUUCCAUUGUUGCCACACCCUUGCUAGUUGCUUUUGAACUUCUUCUCUGUAUCUACCUUGAAGGCCAGGGUGAACCUUUUCUAGAUUUAAAGCUUGUUUUCCUUCCACUCCUGGCCUUGGAAAUUAUUACGUUAGUUGACAAUUUCAGGAUGUUUGGUGCUCUAAUGCCUGGACAUGGGGAAACAAUCACUGAUGAGGAGAUAUGGGAUAGGCUUCCUCACUUCUGGGUUGCAAUUUCCAUGGUGUUUCUACUAGCAGCUACUUCACUCAUGCUUCUCAAGCUAUGCGGUGAUGCAGUUACUCUGGGGUGGUGGGAUUUAUUCAUUAACUUUGGGAUUUCCCAGUGCUUUGCUUUUCUUGUCUGCAUAAGGUGGUCCAAUCCAAUGGAUAUUGGUGGCCCUGUACUGAUAAUUCCUAUCGUAAUCUCUCAAGUUCUCCUAUGUGUGCGCUUAGAGGGUACUCCAUCUUAUGCACGGUUUAUCCCAGUUCGAGUUAUUUUCUCACCUAUACUUUUGCUCCAAGUGGUUGCUGUACUGUUUGCCGUUUGGAGAUUCUUUGAAAGGCUUGUUAUGAAAUUACAAGAUGGAAUUGUUAGUGAAGGAUAUAUUUCUGUCUCAUCAAAGAUUGAUGAGUUGUUUAAGAUGGUACAAUAUGGUUCAAGGCUCAUUACAUGGUCUAUUGACGAAGAUAGCAAAGAGGAACAAGCACAUUUAUGCUAUACAAAUAACAUUGGGUAUAAUACAUUUUGCAGUUAUCCCCCUGAGAUGGUAAAAGAGAUGCCGAAAAAAGUUCUUGUCAAAGAGAUACAAAGACUUCAGUUAGCAUUGGGAGAGCAAAGCAAAAUGGCAAUGCUUAGCCAACAGCAGUGUGAGAGGCUAAAGAAUGAACGGAUCUUAUGUCGAAUUUGCUUUGAGAGGGACAUCUGCAUUGUUCUGCUUCCAUGCCGCCAUCAUGUUCUAUGCGAACCUUGCUCUGACAAGUGCCAAUCAUGCCCGAUUUGUCGAGUGCCUAUUCGGAGCAAGUUAUCCGUUAGUGAUGCAGUGAAUUCAGACGAUCCGUUAAGUGACAUCGUCUAG
This is a messenger RNA of Triticum turgidum subsp. durum (durum wheat), 1368 nucleotides long. Lineage: Eukaryota; Viridiplantae; Streptophyta; Magnoliopsida; Poales; Poaceae. The record is from the annotation of a GenBank genome assembly.